GUAAUUAAAUAAUAAUAAUAAUAAAAAAAAAAUCUUAAGUCUGAUUUGGAAAGCUGAAACGGUGCAGAGGGUGUAACCGGUGCUGUGUGCCUGUGAGUUGGAGAGAGGGAGAGAGCGGCGGCAGAAAGAGAGGGAGUGAGAGAGGAGAGAGCUAAUGCGAGCCUUGCAGCAGCAGAAGCAGCACAUGCUUACUCGGGGCGAUAGAUAAUGCAUCAUCCCAUCACUCCUUUUAUCAUCGAUACGAUAUAAAGAGCGCGCACAAUACAGACUGGGGAGAGCCGGCCGAUCCCACCCCAAUUAAUCAUCGUCUUCUUCCUGGGAAGUUUGCAGGAUCGCAGGAGUAGCGGCUGCAGCUCGGGGAACACAGCGCUUUGCCCAAGAUCACAAGAGAGAGGGCGGGCAGCACACCAUAGUGCCACCUUAAGAGUGGCAGCCCGAGCGAGCAGGAGAAAGCCUGAGCCGGCCUUUGCACUAGUCGGGCGGAUUUAUACACACACACACACGCACGGGGGAAGCAUUUUCCUGUUUGGCCUCAGAUGCCAAUGUACAAUGAAUAGGUGAACUUUCUGUCCCUUUAGAUGCUGUUCGGGAGAUCGCCGCAAGUCAAGCCAUGAUGUAUUCUCCAAUCUGCCUGACUCAGAAAACGGUGUCACUCAUUAAGGCUCCCUCCCUCCCAACCUAUCUCGGAGACACUAGUAUUUUAUCGAAUGUUUAUGGCAGUCCAAUGCUACAGGACACGUUAGAAGAACGUUUCCCCGCACCGUUCUCCCCAGUGGAUGAAUUCCAUCCAUUUAUCGAGGCACUUCUUCCAUAUGUCCGUGCAAUUGCCUAUACUUGGUUUAACCUCCAAGCCCGCAAACGCAAGUACUUCAAGAAGCACGAGAAGCGGAUGUCGAAGGAUGAAGAAAGGGCAGUCAAGGAUGAACUGUUGAACGAGAAGCCAGAAAUUAAACAGAAAUGGGCGUCCAGGCUCCUGGCCAAGCUGCGCAAAGACAUCCGCCAGGAGUACCGUGAGGAUUUUGUGCUUACUGUAACGGGAAAGAAGCACCCCUGCUGCGUGCUAUCCAACCCUGACCAGAAAGGCAAGAUCAGGCGGAUCGACUGUCUGCGGCAGGCCGACAAGGUCUGGCGCCUGGAUCUGGUCAUGGUCAUCCUCUUCAAAGGCAUACCCCUGGAAAGUACGGAUGGGGAGCGACUUGUCAAAUCGCCACAUUGCACCAACCCUACACUUUGCGUCCAGCCACAUCAUAUAACGGUAUCGGUCAAGGAGCUUGAUUUGUUCUUGGCAUACUACGUACAGGACCAAGAUCUUGGACAAUCAGGAAGUCCAAGCCACAAUGAUCCUGCCAAGAAUCCACCAGGGUACCUUGAAGACAGUUUUGUUAAAUCUGGAGUCUUUAAUGUCUCAGAGCUUGUGCGAGUUUCUCGAACACCCAUAACACAGGGUUCUGGAGUGAAUUACCCAAUUGGAGAGCCACUAAGCCAGCCAUACUACCAUGAUAUGAACUCAACAGUUAGCUUACAGAGGUCAUUAUCCUCCCCACCGAGCAGCAAACGACCCAAGACCAUUUCUAUAGAUGAGAACAUGGAACCAAGCCCAACAGGGGAUUUCUACCCUUCUCCCAACUCACCAGCAGCGGGAAGUAGGACAUGGCACGAUCGAGAUCAAGAUAUGUCCUCUCCCACAAUGAAGAAACCUGAAAAGCCAUUGUUUAGCCCAACAUCUCCACAGGAUUCUUCAUCAAGAUUGAGCAGUUUUCCACAACAUCACCAUCCAGGAAUCCCAGGAGUAGGACAUAGUGUCAUCUCAACCAGGACGUCACCCUCCCCUUUGCCAUUUUCAGCACAAGCAAUUCUUCCUCCUGCCCCAUCUUCCUACUUCUCUCACCCUACAAUCAGAUAUCCUCCUCACCUGAACCCCCAGGAUGCCUUGAAAAACUAUGUUCCUUCUUAUGACCCGUCCAGCCCUCAAACAAGCCAGCCUAACAGCAGCGGGCAGGUCGUCGGAAAGGUGCCCGGCCACUUCACUCCUGUGUUGGCGCCAUCCCCACACCAUGGCGCAGUGAGACCAGUUACCCUAACCAUGACAGACACUAAACCUAUUACUACAUCCACUGAAGCCUAUACAGCCUCUGGCACAUCGCAAGCUAACAGAUAUGUGGGACUGAGCCCAAGAGAUCCAGCCUUCCUUCACCAGCAACAGCUGAGGAUUUGUGACUGGACCAUGAAUCAAAACGGCAGGCAUUUAUACCCCAGUGGCAGUGACGAUACAUUGGGAAUAACUUGGCAAAGUCCUGGUACCUGGGCUAGUUUGGUUCCUUUUCAAGUAUCGAACAGGACAGCAAUCCUGCCAAGCAGUGUCCAGAAUUAUGGACUGAAUUUCGUUUCAGAACCCUUUCUUCAAGCGGAAACAAGCAACUGAGGAGAAUUUUAAAAAAUACAUAAAACUGAACAAAAAGAAGAAAGGACGACAGGACUAAAAAAAUAAAUGAAUAAACUUUUAAAAAUAAUUUAAGGAAGAGAAGAUAAAUUGACCAGCAUUUGCAGCACUUACAAUCACUGAUUCCUUUAACCUUUUUAAGUACUUGCAGGACCUGUGACACAUUGCAAAGCAAUGCUUUUCAGGCCUCUUGAAACAUAAGGGGUUAACGCAGAAGCAGUCAUGACACUGAGAGGGUGGCAAAUAUAUUUUCACAAAUGGGUAGAAUGGAACUCCUGCUUAACUAGCCUUUGUUAUCUGAUGUCUGCUGGGAAAUAGGCACUCUUUCUCCACAACCGUAUAUUUUAUAUACAUUUUCUAGAUGCCUUAAAAAUUGCAUGAUAAGCUAGUCCUGUUUGGUUUUAGUCUUGUUAUUGUUUACGCAUGGGAACAUUUUCCCAGUUUUUCUCAUGAAACAAAGGCUGUGAGGUAGCAACAAAGCUGCGAGAACAGGCCUCAGGGCCUCCCCCCCACCUAAAAAUCUUUUUUUUUUUUUAAGAUUGUCAUAUUUAACAGCAUGUAAACAGAAAACUACAUACCUUUCAAUCACUGAAAUCAGUCAAGAAGAGAACUAAGUUUGGUGUGCUACCUAAUCUGCAAUGUAAGAGAAUCUGUGCCCAUCAAUGUUUUCAUACUCGUACAGGGUUACCAGUUUAAUGAGUCAGAGGUGGAGGUGAAAUGUCUGCACACAAUAGAAUAGAGGCAAGUGCUACUGAGAUAAUAAAUUCAUUAUGGGCCAUUAACAAGAGUCAGAAAGCCCUCAGACUCUAAACAGUAGGGCAUGAAAAAGCUAAUACCUGUUUUGUGGUAGAGGGGACCUAUGUUUUUCUAGGUUCUACCUCUGGUUCUAAAGGUUAAAAAUAGAAACAAGUGUAUUUUAUACCCUCAGUGUAUGAGGGCUAUUUAAAAGUGGCAAAUACGGACAAGUGUUUAAGGGAAUGAAAUGAAUGGAAACGUAGCACUUAUAAUGGUUAGGCUGCCCCUAGGGAUCUGAGUGUUUUAUUUAUUUAUACGUACAAGAUGUAUUGGGAUAAUUGGGUGAGAGUCAGCACUAGUAACAAGUUACAGGCAUUAAGUUCAAGUUUGCAGCUUGCUAAGUGGAAGCAGUCAAAGUAAAACGAACAUGCACUUUUGCUGAAACCUGCCAUUGGAGCUGUGCUGGAAAUAAUGCGCUUUUCAACAGAGAUUAUUACAUGUCAUCAGAUAGAAGAGGCAUCUCUGUUAUAAAAGAACAAUAUUAUUAAUUAAUCUCUCCAGUAGAUCAGAUUUGCAUGGAAAUAUAAUGUCCACUUUACGUGCCUUGCCUUGAAUUAUAAAAAAAAAAAAAAAAAGUGACAUCACUCCACUUCUUUUGCUGCAUUUAUUAUCAUUUGAAAUCGAUACCAUUUUUAUGGCAGAAUAUUUUGUACUCCAGAGGGGGAAAAUAUGUGACAUCCUACAUUUUUUAGACAGUUAUACCUUCUCACAUUUAUAAAACAUAUCAUGGCUAUGUAUAAUUGCCGCUUAAAAAAAAUGUAAUCAACCAGCAAUAUUUUCAGUAUUUUGGUGUUUUUUCUAUUAAUCUUUCAUGUUUUUCAUCUUCCACUUAAUAAUGGGAAGGAGGGAGGGGGGCAGGUAUGGGGUUGAAAUUUUUACGAAUUAUGCAAUACCAAGUUUUGCCUAUGUAGGUAGUGCUUUUAGCAGUAUUUGGUUAAUUUAGGUAAUUUCGCAGAUAAAAAAAAAGAAAAGGACAAAAAAUACAAAAAAUUAAUGUAUGUUUUUUUUCAAUUGACCAAAGUGGGUACUGCUGUUUUUGCAGUGUGAUAAGGUCCUUUUGUGUACUGACAUGAAGAGGGAGUUUUGUUUUUAUAUAUAUGAGUAUAACUAUAUAUAAAUAUAUACUGUGGGAGGGCAAAAUGAAUACUAAGGUCUUUACACUGCUGCUUUAGGCAGCAUGCCCAUAGAAGGAGCCAUGACUGCAAAGCAAUGCUUAAUGGGGUGCCAUUUUUAUUUUCAUGCAAAAUAUUUGUUUCAAAUAGAAUUAGUGACCACUAAAAAUGUUUUAGGAUUUUUUACAAGCACUCUAUUGGUCAGUAGUGCUGCUUCUAAUUCAGUUCUUUAGAUAUGACUCAGUUAACUGAUGAACAGGACUCAACUAUACUGGAGGCUUGUCUCUCCUCCAUUUAUUGAAUAAAUAUAAGGAUACACAAGUCAUAUUGAAUAUAAAUUAGUUAGUUUUUAUUGCUUUUCUAAUACAUUUUAAUGUAUUAUUUACAUUAACAAAUCCAAGACAACCUAGUUGUACAUCGUAUAGCCCAAGAUUAAUUCUAAUUGCUGAUUUAAAUACUUAUAAGGAAACAAGUGGAGCCUUCAUAAUUCUUUGCUAACUAAUUCAUAUUCAAUAUGACUUGUGUAUCCUUAUAUUUAUUCAAUAAAUUGAGGAGAGACGAGCCUCCAGUAUAGUUGAGUCCCGUUGAUCAUAUCAGCAUAAAUAUACUUGUUAUUAGUUCAAGUGCCAAUUACUUUCAUAUCAGCUAGCAUUAUAUAGAGAUUAUAUUUGACUCACUGAAGUGAAUUUUUAAAAAAAAUUGAGUAGCACAGCAAGAACAUGUCCAUAUGCAAACAUGAUCCACAGAGAUAAAUAUCUGUAUACCAGUACUUUUAUUCAUUUGUUUAUUGCACUGGGAUAUAUGUAAGGACAAUCAGUAUUGCACAAAAGCCCCUUUAAAAAGGCAAAAUAUAUUUGAGAAUGGUUUACAUCUUUAUACUUUUAAAGAUGUACAGUAUCUAUUAAUCACUUGGAAUACAUGGUAGAGUGCUAGUGCUUCCACAGCAGUUUACACUAUUUUGGCAUUGAACAUAUUGUUUUUAUUUUCAGGAAAAUGCAGAAAUCAAGGGGAUUAUUUAUUUAAGUCCAAAUGACAAAAAAAAAUUUUUUUUUUUACUAUAAAAUCUGAAUUUUUAAUGGGAAAAAAACUCAAAUUUUUCGAGAUUUAUGAUACUCUGAGGAUGGAAAAAGUCAGAAUCUGAAAAUCCGGCAUCUCAGACCUGCUGAAGUUGUAUUCAAGUCAAUGUGAGAGGUCCCUAUCCUAUUUGGAAGUUUCUGUGGACUGCACUGAAAUAAGGCCAAAAAUCGGACUAUUUUGGAUUUGGAUUUUAGCUCGAUUUUAUCUAGUUUGUCCCCAAUCCAAUUAAAUUGUGCAUUUUUAUUAAAAAAUAAGGUCAAAUUGUGGAUUCUAGUUUGCUCUGAUUUUUUUAUUUAAAAAACUCAGAAAAAUUGGGAUUUUGAUCAAUAAGGCCCCCAUGUAUUCCAACAAAAUUAUAAAAAUUGCUAGGCCCAAAAUAGAUUUUUAUGUUUUAAUUGUGUUGCUCUUCUGUACGUGUAAAUCAGUAAACAUUAUAUAUAACAAUACAGAAACUACCCCAGUUUUAUGUGCACUGUACUGACUCUGAUAUUGCUUUGCAGUCCUGGCCUCUUUGCUAUCACCGCUAAUUUUGUGUGUCCCCUAGUUUGACAUGAACAUUUAAAGGCUUAGUUAAUGAAAGAAAAUAACAGAAAAGGAGACUCUACAUAAAAUCAUGGCAAAACAAUUGAACUGAUAUAUAUAUCAUAUCAAAUAUUAUAGCAAUAUAGCUAUGGGGAAAUAUUCAGCUGGGCAGCUUGGAAAAAAAAUAUGUGAAUAAAUCUGUGAAGCUGUUAAGUAGCGAGAAGUGAGGGUCUUUGUAAUGAACCGUAUAGACAGUUAUUUGUACACUGUAUAGUUUUAAGAUUUUCUUUGAAUUACAUGCGCCCUCAAUUGUUAAGCUACCUUUAAGCAUUUUUAAUGGGAAUAUAAUUAUUUCCAUUUUUAAGUAAACAAGAAUAUUGCUUGUUUUGGAACUGGACUUGGGUUAAAACUCUCUGGUUCCGUAAUUUAUGUAUUAGAAUUUUUUUUUAAGUUUAAAAAAAAAAUACUGUCCAUGCUAGGGAUUGUUUCAGAUCUACCUAUACUUGAAAAGUAUAGGUUACUAAUCAUUUAAAAUGUAAAUGGAGAAAAGUUAUAUUUUAUGAAGGUUAUUUUGUUGUAUUUAGUAUUUGAAAAGUUGGUUUUUUGGAACAUUUCAGAAUGUUGGAAGCUACACUGUCUUUAUAUUAGUAUAUAUGUCCUCUAGCAAACAGAAUUAUGUGUUUGUUACAUGUUGGUAUUUAAGGUUAGGUUUGAAAAGCAUUCAGGAAAGAGCAAAAAAAAGAAAUAGAACAAUACUUUUUAGUAUCUCACACGACCAUGUCCUCAGGGAGCAUAAUUUUGGAUUUGCAACUUUUAGCUUCACAAGGACUCUAUGGAAAGUACAGAUUGUAUCCAUCAGUGACACUACCCAUUUUAUUUUGCAUUUUUGUUAAGAUAGGCUGGUGAAAACAAAACGCCAGAGGGUGACAUUUGGGUAUAGUAGAAGAGUAAGUAUCAGAUCUGUUAGUCUCUUUGGAAUGUGGAUAUUGCUCAUCGCCUAUUACAGCUUGGUUACUUCCAAAAAACGUGAGGGCUGUGUGGGAUAGAAAUGGCUAUAGAAGGUUAUUCAUAUUACUUAUACAUCAUUCAUGGACAAUAAAAUACAAUAUAUAUUUGCUGGCAGUUAGGCUCCAAAAUGACAUCCAGUAUAGUUUACAUGUUCCUACGAGGGUCUUUUGUUAACAUAAACCAGCUUCAUUCUUGCUUCCUGUUUUUUUGUAAUAAAUUCCAUUAAAAUAGAUUUCAAUUUCCAGGCUUCACAAAUCUACCAGAAAUAGCCCACAACAGAACAUUCGACUCCAUUUAUAUUGAAGGAACGAAUGUCGUCCUUCAGAAUUGCACUUUCUGCUAGUUUCCCUUUUUUGUUUUCCUGCUCCCCAACCUAAUUGUAUUGGCCUUGUGGAGCAUUUCAGUUACAGUUUAAAAGCUGGUUUUGCCCUUUGGCCUUUCACAAUGACCUGUGCAUCAGCCAAUCUUAUCGCCAUGACAACCCUUUGUAUUGUUUUCAUGCCACAGCUUUGUUGGUCACAUUUUUAUUACUUAAGGGGGACAAAAGAACUAGCUGGAUACGGUCAAUUUUUACAUUUUGUUUGUUUUGCAAUUUUUGUUUCCUUCAAUGGUUGUAAGUUUUUCUAUGAUAAAGGUUCAAUAGUUAUUACUCUUUAGAAAUAUCUGUGUGUUGCAAUUCAAAUGUAUGAUGAAUUAGUGAAAUAAAGAGCUUUAGUGUCACUGGCUGUGAGUUGUUUGACUUUAUCCUUUUUGUUGUGUUUAUUGCAUGAUAAUUACAAUUUUAUUUUAUCAAUGGCUUUUAUGAUAGGACAUCAACAUCAGCUGGUGACACUAAAACUGUGUUUGUAAAACUUUAUUUUUGAAAGAAUGGUUUUUGGAAUAGUGCUACAGGGACUGAUGUAGCAACAUGUAUCUUAUUUGGGAAGGAAUUUUUUGUGUGUUUUUUUAAGAAGUAUGGCUUAUUAUGCAUUUUUCAUUGAGGGCAUUGAAGUUGCACGGACUGAUAAACGUUAAUGCAAAAUGAGAUAAAAAAAAAACCAGCAAAAUGUUUACCAAAUACUCAAAUUAAGUUAGCAGUGCCUGUUCAAUUUCACAGUCUCUGUUGAGUUCAGUUGUAAAUAUGUUUCAGAUAGCAAUUUCUUCUUCACAAAUAAUUCAAUUGAAAAAAACAAAAAUGUUUCUACAUCAUGUAGAAUGCGAGGGAGUAGCUCAGUCCAAGUACUGGGCUUCUAAAAUUGCUUAAUUGGAUGAGGCAGUCUUCAUCAAGCUGUUUAUUUGUGCUUCUCAUAUAGGACUUUUUGGAAGCUUGGGAGAAAGUUACCCCAAUAUCAAUGAUAUUUCUCUGAGAGCAACCUUUUGUAGGACUGUGUGUUUCUUUAGAUAAUUUAGUACAACUGUAGGUGACUAGUAGUCAGUUUAUUGCUUGCUAGCUACACACCAGGGUUGAUCCAUUUUAAAACUUUUGGCAUAUACCAUUUUAACAGAUGAUCGAUGACACAAGCUGACCUUGGGCAAUAUUUUUAGUAAUUGGCACUUUCAUAUUUAUCAGUGAACCUUAGCCCUUGCUUGCUAAGGAAUGUCUUGAGCACUAGCCCAUCUUUGAAACUCCAAGAGCUCACAUUUAGUUAUUUUAUUCCUGUGUGCUGAGAUAUCUUUUCAGUCAAGCACUUUAUUAAUUCUAUUUGAGAAGAAGUGCAUCUCAAGGCUUACUGAGAGUCUUGAAGUGGGCAGUAUAUGUUUCCAAUGGGGGCCAGUAACACUGAUAUUGAUUUUUCUGGAUUCUUUAUCAUAUGGACUCAUAAUAGAACACAGAGACAGAAAUUAAAAUUUAACAUGGGUACUGAAUUAAGCUCUUCUGGGUAAUUUCUUCAUAUGUAACAAAUUAGCUCUACUUUGCCACAAGUUUUAAACUGGUGUAAAUCAAGCUUGACUUAUGUGAUUGUUACUGUUAUAUCCAGCCUAUACUGCUAGCAGCUGCUCAUACUGCAGUCAAUUACUGGAAGCGGAUAUAUUUCCUAUGCAAAAAACUGUUUAAACAAUAAAUGAGCUAUGCUACAGA
Messenger RNA from Xenopus laevis (African clawed frog), 9013 nucleotides. It is a transcript of the gene nfia.S, whose product is annotated as nuclear factor I/A S homeolog. Gene Ontology annotation, molecular function: DNA-binding transcription factor activity; DNA binding; DNA-binding transcription factor activity, RNA polymerase II-specific. The transcript is spliced from 13 exons. Lineage: Eukaryota; Metazoa; Chordata; Amphibia; Anura; Pipidae. Gene Ontology annotation, biological process: regulation of transcription by RNA polymerase II; DNA replication; DNA-templated transcription. The coding region runs from base 611 to 2422 and encodes 603 amino acids. The record is from RefSeq and is a predicted model, not a curated record. Gene Ontology annotation, cellular component: nucleus.